This is a messenger RNA of Rangifer tarandus platyrhynchus (Svalbard reindeer), 3546 nucleotides long. Lineage: Eukaryota; Metazoa; Chordata; Mammalia; Artiodactyla; Cervidae. The record is from the annotation of a GenBank genome assembly.
AUGUUCUUUUACUUGAGCAAGAAAGUUGCCGUGCCCAAUAACGUGAAGCUGAAAUGUGUAUCUUGGAACAAGGACCAAGGAUUCAUAGCAUGUGGUGGUGACGAUGGAUUACUGAAAGUUUUGAAAUUGGAGACACAGACAGAUGAUACAAAAUUGAGGGGUCUUGCAGCCCCUAGUAACCUUUCUAUGAAUCAGACUCUCGAAGGUCAUAGUGGUUCUGUUCAAGUCGUAAUAUGGAAUGAACAAUAUCAGAAGUUGACUACCAGUGACGAAAAUGGGCUUAUUAUUGUUUGGAUGUUAUAUAAAGGCUCUUGGUAUGAGGAGAUGAUCAACAACAGAAAUAAGUCAGUGGUUCGAAGCAUGAGCUGGAAUGCUGAUGGACAGAAGAUCUGCAUUGUAUAUGAGGAUGGGGCUGUGAUCGUUGGUUCGGUGGAUGGGAACCGCAUUUGGGGAAAAGACCUGAAGGGUGUGCAGUUAUGCCAUGUAGCAUGGUCCGCAGAUAGUAAAGUCUUACUUUUUGGAAUGGCCAAUGGAGAGAUACACAUUUAUGAUAAUCAAGGAAAUUUUAUUAUGAAAAUGAAGCUGAACUGUUUAGUGAACGUCACUGGAGCCGUCAGCAUUGCUGGGAUUCAUUGGUACCAUGGUGCAGAGGGUUACGUGGAGCCAGAUUGCCCCUGCCUCGCCAUCUGCUUUGACAAUGGGAGAUGCCAAAUAAUGAGACAUGAGAAUGACCAAAAUCCUGUUUUAAUUGAUACUGGCAUGUAUGUAGUAAGUAUCCAGUGGAACCACACUGGCAGCGUCUUAGCAGUGGCAGGCUCCCAGAAGGUCAUCACUCAGGAUAAAGAUAUAAACAUUGUGCAAUUUUAUACUCCAUUUGGUGAGCAUCUGGGUACCUUGAAGGUUCCUGGAAAGCAUAUGUCUGCACUAUCUUGGGAAGGAGGUGGACUGAAAAUUGCACUGACUGUUGAUUCUUUUAUAUAUUUUGCAAAUAUUCGACCUGAUUAUAAGUGGGGUUAUUGCUCAAACACCGUAGUUUAUGCUUAUACCAGACCUGAUCGUCCAGAGUACUGUGUUACCUUUUGGGAUACAAAAAACAAUGACAAGUAUGUUAAGUAUGUGAAGAGUCUCAUUUCUAUUACUACCUGUGGCGACUUCUGCAUUUUGGCCACAAAAGCUGAUGAAAAUCACCCUCAGGAGGAGAACGAGAUGGAAACAUUUGGUGCAAUGUUUGUGCUAGUUCUGUGUAAUUCUAUUGGCACACCUAUGGAUCCCAAAUACAUUGAUCUUGUGCCAUUAUUUGUUACAAUGACCAAAACCCAUGUGAUAGCAGCUUCAAAAGAAGCAUUUUAUAUCUGGCAAUAUCGUGUGGCAAAGAAGCUUACAGCAUUGGAAAUUAAUCAGAUCACCCGGUCUCGAAAAGAAGGGAGAGAAAGAAUUUAUCAUGUUGAUGAUACUCCUUCUGGAUCAUUGGAUGGUGUGCUUGAUUAUAGUAAAGCCAUUCAAGGCACAAGGGAUCCGAUUUGUGCCAUAACUGCAUCUGAUAAGACCUUGAUUGUGAGUCGUGAAUCUGGCACCUUUCAGAGAUACAGUCUUCCUAACGUUGGUUUGAUUCAAAAAUACUCCCUUAAUUGUCAAGCCUACCAAUUAUCCUUGAAUUGCAACUCUAGCCGCCUUGCUGUCAUCGACAUCUUAGGAGUUCUAACCUUCUUUGACUUGGAUGCUCGAGUGACAGACAGCACAGGACAGCAAGUCAUUGGCGAGUUGUUAAAAUUGGAGCGAAGAGAUGUCUGGGAUAUGAAAUGGGCCAAAGAUAAUCCUGAUUUGUUUGCAGUCAUGGAGAAGACAAGAAUGUAUGUUUUCAGAAACUUGGAUCCUGAGGAACCCAUUCAGACUUCUGGAUAUAUAUGUAACUUUGAGGAUUUAGAAAUUAAAUCUGUUCUCUUGGAUGAGAUAUUAAAGAAUCCAGAAUAUCCAAACAAGGAUUAUAUCAUUAACUUUGAGAUCAGGUCCCUUCGAGAUAGUCGAGCAGUGAUCGAGAAGGUUGGAAUAGAGAAUGCUUCUCAGUUCAUCGAGGAUAAUCCACACCCCCGACUUUGGCGCCUGCUAGCUGAAGCAGCUCUUCAGAAACUGGAUUUGCACACUGCAGAGCAAGCGUUUGUGCGUUGCAAAGAUUACCAGGGCAUUAAGUUUGUGAAGCGCCUGGGCAACCUGCAGAGCGAGCCCAUGAAGCAGGCAGAGGUGGCUGCCUACUUCGGCCGGUUCGAGGAGGCAGAAAGGAUGUAUCUGGAUAUGGACAGAAGAGAUCUGGCUAUUGGCCUCCGGCUGAAGUUGGGAGAUUGGUUUAGAGUACUCCAGCUUCUGAAAACUGGAUCAGGUGACGCAGAUGACAGUCUCCUUGAGCAAGCCCACAAUGCCAUCGGAGACUACUUUGCUGAUCGACAAAAGAGGUUGAAUGCUAUACAAUAUUAUGUACAAGGCCGGAACCAGGAACGCUUAGCUGAAUGUUAUUAUAUGUUAGAAGAUUAUGUGGGAUUGGAGAAUCUUGCCAAUUCACUUCCAGAAAACCACAUGUUGCUUCCAGAAAUAGCACAGAUGUUUGUGAGAGUUGGAAUGUGUGAACAAGCAGUGACUGCAUUUUUGAAAUGUAAUCAGCCGAAGGCAGCAGUGGAUACCUGUGUACAUCUCAACCAAUGGAACAAAGCUGUUGAAUUGGCUAAAAGUCAUAAUAUGAAAGAAAUUGGUUCCCUGUUAGCAAAGUAUGCAUCUCAUUUAUUGGAAAAGAAUAAAAUUCUUGAUGCCAUAGAACUCUAUCGGAAAGCCAAUUACUUUUAUGAUGCUGCCAAGCUGAUGUUUAAGAUUGCAGAUGAAGAGGCAAAGAAAAGAACUAAACCUUUACGUGUGAAGAAGCUCUAUGUGCUGUCAGCUUUACUUAUAGAGCAGUACCAUGAACAAAUGAAAAAUGCCCAACGAGGCAAAGUUAAAGGAAAGAGCUCAGAGGCCACUUCUGCUUUGGCUGGUUUGCUGGAAGAAGAAGUUCUGUCGACAAGUAGUUGUUUCACUGAUAAUGCUUGGAGAGGGGCUGAGGCUUAUCACUUCUUUAUACUGGCGCAAAGACAGCUCUAUGCGGGCUAUGUUGACACAGCACUGAAGACAGCUCUUCACCUGAGAGACUAUGAAGACAUCAUCCCUGCAGUUGAGAUCUACUCUCUGUUAGCACUCUGUGCGUGUGCCACUAGAGCUUUUGGUACUUGUUCAAAAGCUUUUAUUAAACUCGAAUCUUUAGAGACCCUCAGUUCGGAACAGAAGCAGCAAUAUGAAGAUCUUGCUCUAGAAAUCUUCACCAAACAUACUCCGAAAGAUAACAGAAAAUCCGAGUUGGACGGCCUUCUUGAAGGAGGGGAAGGGAAACUGCCAACGUGUGUUGCCACAGGAAGCCCAAUUACUGAAUAUCAAUUCUGGAUGUGCAGUGUGUGUAAGCAUUGUGUCCUGGCUCAGGAAAUAAAUAACUACAACUUCUGUCCCUUAUGCCAUAGUGCAGUGGGAUGA